Dicrocoelium dendriticum is the source of this 369-nucleotide messenger RNA. The record is from the annotation of a GenBank genome assembly. NCBI's taxonomy places the organism in Eukaryota, Metazoa, Platyhelminthes, Trematoda, Plagiorchiida, Dicrocoeliidae.
AUGCCGAGUCCCGUGAGCGAGGGAGUGAUUGCACCUGAAACGCAACAUCAAUUGUACAAAUCAUCAAAUACCGACGGCAACUUUCCAACUUCUGAUCCAUGGCAAUUUGUCACUUCCGGAUACCGUGUGCAACAACCCGGGGAGGUGUAUCCGUACGCAUUUUCCAAUCAGCAGCUCACCUCAUUUGAUCAUGGUCGAUCACAUUUCAGCGCACCUGAUUCUUCUGGUCCAUAUGCAUUUGGACUUGGUUCACAUAAACUCGUAAAGGAACCAAAUGUAGCUGCUACUUAUAGGCCCCAACUCACAAACCUUCCACAUGUACAAGCGGCAAUGCCAGCGUCAAUUCACAACAGCGACCCUCAUGGUCCG